Morus notabilis is the source of this 2139-nucleotide messenger RNA. RefSeq names its product glutathione reductase, chloroplastic. Gene Ontology annotation, biological process: cellular response to oxidative stress; cell redox homeostasis; glutathione metabolic process. Gene Ontology annotation, molecular function: NADP binding; flavin adenine dinucleotide binding; glutathione-disulfide reductase (NADPH) activity. The coding region runs from base 68 to 1744 and encodes 558 amino acids. Lineage: Eukaryota; Viridiplantae; Streptophyta; Magnoliopsida; Rosales; Moraceae. Gene Ontology annotation, cellular component: cytosol; mitochondrion. The record is from RefSeq and is a predicted model, not a curated record. The transcript has 11 exons.
UCCCGUUUCUCGGGGCGUUAUAUAAGAAAAGCAAAUUCACUCUGAAAAACUCAAAAUUACAACAAAAAUGGUGAGCUCUCUCGCCGCGCCAAAGCUCACCACGACCUUCUCUUCCUCCACGACCCUCCUCUUCUCCAAGAACCUCCCUCUCUCUCUCUCUAACCCCUUUCUCUCUCUUCCUCUAAACCUAACUUCUUCCGUCACUCAUCUCCACUGCCGCUCCCUCUCCUUCUGCCACCGCCACCGGCGCGGCUUCGUCGCGGCCUCCGCCGAGCCGGAUAACGGCGCAGAUUCCGCUCGUAAGUACGAUUUUGACCUCUUCACCAUCGGCGCCGGCAGCGGCGGCGUCCGGGCUGCCCGCUUUGCCGCCAAUUUCGGCGCCUCCGUCGCCGUCUGCGAGCUUCCGUUCUCUACUAUCUCCUCCGAGACCGGCGGUGGCGUCGGCGGAACGUGUGUCCUUCGUGGAUGUGUGCCAAAGAAGUUACUUGUUUACGCUUCAAAAUACUCCCAUGAAUUUGACGAGAGCCAUGGUUUUGGGUGGAAAUACGAUAGUGAACCAAAGAAUGACUGGAGCACCUUGAUAGCUAACAAGAACGCAGAGUUGCAGCGCCUGACUGGUAUUUACAAGAACAUUUUGAAGAAUGCCGGUGUAUCUUUAAUUGAAGGUCGUGGAAAGAUAGUUGACCCGCACACAGUUGAUGUCGAUGGGAAGCUAUAUUCUGCGAGAAAUAUACUAAUUUCAGUUGGGGGCCGACCCUUCAUUCCUGAUAUACCUGGCAGUGAGUAUGCAAUAGAUUCAGAUGCUGCCCUCGAUUUGCCCUCAAAACCUGAGAAGAUAGCAAUUAUUGGCGGUGGAUACAUUGCCUUGGAAUUUGCUGGCAUCUUCAGUGGUUUGACAAGUGAAGUUCAUGUGUUUAUACGCCAGAAGAAAGUUUUGAGGGGCUUUGAUGAAGAGAUCAGAGAUUUCGUUGCGGAACAAAUGUCUGUUAGAGGAAUUGAGUUCCACACAGAGGAGUCUCCCCAGGCUAUCAUUAAAGUUGCCGAUGGAUCAUUGUCUUUAAAAACCAACAGGGGAACAGUUGAUGGUUUUUCACACAUUAUGUUUGCUACAGGACGCCGGCCCAAUACAAAGAACCUAGGAUUGGAGGCAAUGGGGGUAAAGUUAAACAAGAAUGGAGCAAUAGAGGUCGAUGAAUACUCUCGCACCUCGGUUCCUUCCAUUUGGGCAGUAGGAGAUGUUACAGAUAGAGUGAAUCUCACUCCAGUUGCUUUAAUGGAAGGAGGUGCAUUAGCAAAAACAAUAUUUCAUAAUGAGCCAACAAAACCUGAUUACAGAGCUAUUCCCUCUGCUGUCUUUUCACAGCCGCCGAUUGGACAAGUUGGUCUUAGUGAAGAACAGGCUGUAGAACAAUAUGGUGAUGUUGACAUUUUCACAGCAAACUUCCGGCCCUUGAAGGCUACUCUGUCAGGGCUUCCAGAUCGGGUUUUUAUGAAACUUGUAGUCUGUGCAAAGACAAAUAAAGUUGUGGGUUUGCAUAUGUGUGGAGAAGAUUCACCAGAAAUUGUGCAGGGGUUUGCAGUUGCUGUGAAAGCUGGCUUGACCAAGGCCGACUUCGACGCCACUGUGGGUAUUCACCCUACAGCUGCUGAAGAGUUCGUCACAAUGAGGACUCCUACUAGGAAGAUUCGAAGCAGUCCCGAGGGAAAGACGGAUUCUGAGGUUAAAGCUGCAGCAGGGGUCUAGCUGUGAUCUUGUUUAACCAAUCUGGUGUCAACCUACCAAGGUCUACAUAAUUCAAAAUGGUGGCUGAUGAAAGAUACAUCUGAAGGAGUUACGGGUCACCGAAGAGCUGACAUGACAAUGGAUAAAUCUUGAGGUUUUUAUUCUACACUUUUCGGCAUUGCGGUCAGUCGGACAUAUGGGUUCUAAUCUUCCUUCAACAAUUCUCUGGCGGACAAACGGGUGUUUCUUUUCAUAAAUCUUCUUCCCUUUUCUCUCACCCAUUUUGGUCAUUAUAGGAGAUGUUACUCCGAGAUAUGUUAAAUAAUUGUUUAUUCAAUUUCAGAGCAUGCGAGUAAUAGAUGUACCAUGUACGGUCUCUUUAAACGCAUAAUAAGAAGGUUUUGGUCUUGAGACUU